AUGCCUUUGGCUGUUGACUUGCUUCACCCAGAUCCAGAGCUCGAAAGAAGACGCCACAAGCUGAAGCGUCUUGUUCAGCAUCCAAACUCUUUCUUCAUGGACGUGAAGUGCUCGGGAUGCUACAAGAUCACCACCGUCUUCUCGCACGCCACUACUGUCGUUGUCUGCGUCGGAUGUAACACCGUCCUUUGCCAGCCAACCAGAGGAAAGGCCAAGCUUACCGAGGGAUGCUCCUUCCGUAAGAAGCAAUAA
Messenger RNA from Caenorhabditis bovis, 252 nucleotides. Lineage: Eukaryota; Metazoa; Nematoda; Chromadorea; Rhabditida; Rhabditidae. The record is from the annotation of a GenBank genome assembly.